Messenger RNA from Sorghum bicolor (sorghum), 952 nucleotides. Its product is annotated as spidroin-1-like. NCBI's taxonomy places the organism in Eukaryota, Viridiplantae, Streptophyta, Magnoliopsida, Poales, Poaceae. The coding region runs from base 1 to 840 and encodes 279 amino acids. The record is from RefSeq and is a predicted model, not a curated record. The transcript has 3 exons.
AUGUUCAGGUGCUGCAGAGAAUUAGCCCUUGAUACCUGCAGGGAUGUUCAGCGGCGUUCCCCGGUGUCGGCGUCCUCGGCUGGGCGCGUGACGGCAGCAGCGUUCCCCGGUGUCGGCGUCCUCGGCUGGGCGCGUGACGGCAGCGGCGUUCCCCGGUGUCGGCGUCCUCGGCAGGGGCGCGUCCUCGGCAGGGGCUCGUCGGUGGCGACCAGGGGCGCCCUGGCGGCGUCGGUGGCGGGCAGGGCGGCGUCGGUGGCGGGCAGGGGCACCUUCGGCUGGGCGCGUGACGGCAGCGGCCCUCGCUGGUGUCCGCGACCUCGGCAGGAGCGCGUCCUCGGCAGGGGCUCGUCGGUGGCGACCAGGGGCGCCCUGGCGGCGUCGGUGGCGGGCAGGACGGCGACGGUGGCGGGCAGGGGUCCUGGCCGCGGCGCUGGCGGGCAGGAGCGCCCUGGCGGCGUCUUUGGCGCCCUGGCGGGCAGGGCGGCGUCGGUGGCGGGCAGGGGCACCUUCGGCUGGGCGCGUGACGGCAGCGGCCCUCGCUGGUGUCCGCGUCCUCGGCAAGGGCGCGUCCUCGGCAGGGGCUCGCUGGUGUCGGGCAGGGGCGCCCUGGCGGCGUCGGUGGCGGGCAGGGCGGCGACGGUGGUGGGCAGGGAUCCUGGCCGCGGCGCUGGCGGGCAGGAGCGACCUGGCGGCGGCGUUGAGCGACCUCGUGCGGCGCGUGGGAGGGGCGCGUGGGAGGGAGCCGGGGCAGCGGACAGUCGCGACCUCGUGCGGCGUGUGGGAGGGAGUCGAGGCAGCGGACAGUCGCGACCUCGUUCCGGCGCGCGGAGGGGUGAGUGAUGAGUUUGAUCUGAGCGUUCCUGGCCGCAAGAUGAUAUUUAGAGUUAAUCUCCCCCCUUAAUUUUGUAAAUUAGACAUCACUGUGUGCAAUUAGGUGGGUGUACUUAGAUUA